Arctia plantaginis is the source of this 1155-nucleotide messenger RNA. The record is from the annotation of a GenBank genome assembly. NCBI's taxonomy places the organism in Eukaryota, Metazoa, Arthropoda, Insecta, Lepidoptera, Erebidae.
AUGUUUGAAAGUGAACUAAAUAUCAAUGAUAUUCUUCGGUCUGAUUUGAUGCCAACGUAUUUCAUGGAGGACAGUGAAAAUCACUAUUUGAACAACUCUGCGAGUACAAGUGUUACCCCGUCUUCGAAUGGAUCCAUAGACGCUGCACUUUCAACACUUGCUUUUCACAGAAAAAUGAUGAACGAGUAUCAUUGUCGUAAUUACAUCGCUGAACAAAUUUUAGAAGACAUGGGUAAGAGUGUGAAGCAGAACCGCAUCGGGAAACCAUUCGGCGACCUGCAACAGAGUAAUGAGUUUAUGCCCAGACAAGAUGUAAGAAACAAUGUAAUGUUUGAUGUUGGAUCAGCCAAUUAUCAAGAAUGGUUAGCCAAGGUAGCGGCUUUAAACGACGUGUACAAUACAGCGGCUAGCUCAAAUACGGUGAUAACUAAUAUUUCAAUGACGGGGGUUGCGCCACAAGUGCCGGCACCGACGCUGCAGACAAGAGAAGGUUAUGAAGUUUAUGAAGGAGGUGAGGGAAUGUCUAGUUACGCAAACCCUGGCGGCACAUCGGGCCAUGACACUGAUAAAUACGGUGGUGGUUAUGAAUACUCGAUGCCUCCCCCACCGCCGCCAUUAUAUCAUCACUCGCCACCUCAGACACAUGUUGUAGAGGAAUAUACGGUAGAACGAGAGAGCCAUGGCAGCUUAGGAGUGGCAGAUCUUUUCGAUAUAUCGCUUACUGGCAUCGCAUUUCUGUCUUUUGGCAUGUUUAUACUACAAGUUUUAAUGUGUAUUACUAUGCAUCCUCAGCAAACACAAGUGGUUGUAGACAAUGGAGGGGACACCGUGAACGUCGAUGAAGUGUUUCGUUUUAAACGAGAAUCGCAAGAUGGUGGCACAUCAGUUCCUGCAGUGAACAAGUUGGCUAAAUAUGCCCUUUUAGCGCUGAGACCACGAUCGACUGAGUGUCUAUAUCGGGCUUUGUGUGUUGGGAAUAAGCAGGCGAGACGUAUGCGAGACAGCAACUGGUACUGGUUGCCUGUUUGGCAUGCGGGCGUGGCGUGGACACGCGGCCGAGCGCUCGGCGCCCUACGAGCUGCUGCCUUGGGCCUGGGCGGCGCCGACUGCGACACUCACUAUCCACCUGUACAUUGUACUAGCACGAAUAAUUAA